Messenger RNA from Entrophospora candida, 447 nucleotides. Lineage: Eukaryota; Fungi; Glomeromycota; Glomeromycetes; Entrophosporales; Entrophosporaceae. The record is from the annotation of a GenBank genome assembly.
AUGUCUAACUCAACUAAUUCAAUUUUACUUGAUGUUGGUGCUAUUGUGAGCGAUUUACAUUAUGGUCCAUUUGCAUCAUAUUGGUGGUAUAGCAAAAAAAUCAGACUUACAAAUACAACAAAACUUUAUCCUAUUAGAUUUAAAAAAGUGCCAGUUGGUACCAUUAAAGGAAUUUCUAAUUAUUUUACUUUCAUGUGGCUAUCUGUCAUUAAUCAAACAACACCACAAUCAGAAUGGAAAAUGUUUGUUCCUUCAGAAGUUGACCCAUCAAAUCAAAAAUUGUCUGUUCCUGAAAUAAGCAUGUUUUUAGCUGGUAAUAUAGAAAAAAGUAAAAAAUACUCUCCCGAGGAUAUGUUAAAAGAACUUCAAAGGCUUGUUGAAACUGACGAAUUAGAGCUGAAAAUAUUCCUUCUCUUCAACAAAUUAAAUCAUGGAUAUCCUGAUUUA